Molecule: messenger RNA, 1352 nt
Organism: Fusarium vanettenii 77-13-4
Lineage: Eukaryota; Fungi; Ascomycota; Sordariomycetes; Hypocreales; Nectriaceae
Exons: 3
Coding region: 53-1063 (336 amino acids)
Biological process (GO): malate metabolic process; tricarboxylic acid cycle
Cellular component (GO): cytoplasm; mitochondrion
Molecular function (GO): L-malate dehydrogenase (NAD+) activity
Source: RefSeq, a predicted model, not a curated record
CUUUUCUUUCUCCCAAUUGACUCUUUAGAACUCUCAAGAGUAAAUCGCCAAAAUGUUUGCCGCCUCUCGUAUCCAGCGACGUGCUUUCUCCGCCACUGCGCGAGACCUCUCCAAGGUCACCGUCCUCGGUGCUGCCGGCGGUAUCGGCCAGCCUCUCUCUCUCCUCCUCAAGCUCAACCCCCGUGUCACUGAGCUCGCUCUCUACGACAUCCGUGGCGGACCCGGUGUCGCCGCUGACAUCUCCCACGUCAACACCAAGUCCACCGUCAAGGGCUAUGAGCCCAGCCCCGCUGGCCUCGCCGAUGCCCUCAAGGACGCCGAGGUUGUCCUGAUCCCCGCUGGUGUCCCCCGCAAGCCCGGCAUGACCCGUGACGAUCUCUUCAACACCAACGCCUCCAUCGUCCGUGACCUUGCCAAGGCCGCCGCCGAGUCCGCCCCCAAGGCCAAGCUCCUCAUCAUCUCCAACCCCGUCAACUCCACCGUCCCCAUCUGCGCCGAGGUCUUCAAGUCCAAGGGUGUCUACAACCCCAAGACCCUCUUCGGUGUCACCACCCUCGACGUUGUCCGUGCCUCGCGCUUCGUCUCCGAGAUCAAGGGCACCGACCCCAAGGACGAGAACAUCACCGUUGUCGGUGGCCACUCCGGUGUCACCAUCGUCCCUCUCUUCUCCCAGAGCAACCACCCCGACCUGAGCUCCAACGCUGAGCUUGUCAAGCGUGUCCAGUUCGGUGGUGACGAGGUUGUCAAGGCCAAGGAUGGUGCUGGCUCUGCCACUCUCUCCAUGGCCAUGGCUGGUGCCCGCAUGGCUGACUCCAUCCUCCGCGCCGUCCAGGGCGAGAAGGGUGUCGUUGAGCCCGCCUUUGUCGAGUCUCCUCUCUACAAGGACCAGGGUAUUGAGUUCUUCAGCUCCCGCGUCGAGCUCGGCCCCGAUGGUGUUGAGAAGAUCCACCCCAUCGGCAAGGUCGAUGCCAACGAGGAGAAGCUCGUCGAGGCCUGCCUGGGUGACCUCAAGAAGAACAUUGACAAGGGUGUUGCCUUUGUUGCCUCCAACCCCGGCAACUAAAUCCGCUCCCAACUAUCUAAUCUAGUUGAUGGAGAAUGACCUGGCGUAAGACUUGGGAUACGUGGUGAAAAUGGGAAAAAUUAAGGACGAGGGCGAUUUGUCUGUCACUGUGUGUACGGAUGCCGUUCGUGUAAGGAUUGGGAAAAAGGAAAACGGGGGUGUAUGAGCGAUUGAUAUACCCAUCAGCUUUUUCUUCCCGCUGUUCUACCACUGCCAUAGACUUGGAGAUCUGGUCUCUGUCUGUACCAUAGCAAUGAAUGAAAAAAUACCCAAUAUCUGAGUACUGCGA